Penicillium argentinense is the source of this 1581-nucleotide messenger RNA. RefSeq lists its product as uncharacterized. The record is from RefSeq and is a predicted model, not a curated record. Lineage: Eukaryota; Fungi; Ascomycota; Eurotiomycetes; Eurotiales; Aspergillaceae. Gene Ontology annotation, cellular component: mitochondrion. The transcript is spliced from 3 exons. Bases 1 to 1581 code for a protein of 526 amino acids.
AUGCAGCAGGAGGAUUUGUUCGAAUACACGACUGGAAAAUGGCUCUACAAUAACAACCUAAGACACGCCGAACGACGACGGGAGUUCAACAUCGCCGAAUUCAAGCGUCUGGCAGCCGCAUCAGUGAACCAAACCGAGAAAGAUGUACUCAGCCUCAAGAAACUCGCCGAGGGCGGCUUUAACCGCAGUUUCCUGAUUACUAUGGCCAACGGACUCCGGUUCGUCGCGCGCAUUCCGUACCCUGUCACCGAGCCAAAGUCGCUUGUCGUCGCGAGCGAGGUCGCGACGAUGGAUUUCCUCCGCUCGCAUGGCUUUCCCGUUCCGCUGGUCUUUGGGUACUCGACCACGGCUGAGAACCCCGCGGAAACGGAGUAUAUCUUCAUGGAGCUGGUCGAGGGUACGAAUCUCGGCGAUGUUUGGUUUGAGUUGGAUGAGAAAGAGAGGACGACUGUCGUUACUCGACUCGUGCAGUUGGAGGCGAGGUUGUUUGCGUUAAGAUUCCCGGCGGGUGGAAGUAUAUAUUACUGCGAUGAUGUUCCUGAUGAACAUCGUCGGGUUCUUAUUGAGGGGUCUAGCUCGAUCAGUGCGAAGCAGUUCUGUAUUGGGCCGGAUACUUCGUAUCGGCUGUGGUUUGGGAAACGGCUCAAUUUGUCUGCUGAACGUGGACCAUACAGAGAUACCUUCGAAGCUCUGGCCGCCGGCGCCACGAAAGAAAUCGAAUACCUCGAGAAAUUCGGGAAACCCGUCCAACCAUUCCAACGACUCCGGCGAGAAGCCUACGACUACAAAGCCCAAUCACCCCUGGACCACAUCGCAAACCUAAAGAAAUAUCUCGUAUUAGCGCCUCAAUUGGUCCCGAAAGAAACUCCUCUAUGCCGACCAGUACUCCGACACCCAGAUCUCCAACCCAACAACGUGAUUGUAACAAGCGACCUCCAAAUCAAAGGCCUAAUCGACUGGCAACACAGCAAGAUCCUGCCCCUAUUCCUACAAGGCGGCACGCCACUAUCCAUUCAAAGUCACGACCUCGUCGAACCACUCGUACCACCAGAAAACAUGGCCGAUUUAGACGAACGAGAGCAGCGCGAACAGGCGGAGUUGUAUCGCAGACGCCAUCUUCACCAUGAAUAUCUCUCGAAGACGGAGGAGUUAAAUCCUGAGCACCAUCGUGCGCUGGCGGAGAAAUUAAAUAAAUUGCGUAGGGAACUUUGGCAUCAUGCGAGCGAUCCCUGGGAAGGGGAUGUUGUCACACUGAAGGCGGAUUUGGUUGCCCUGACACUGAAGUGGAAGGAGAUUACUGGCGAGAAAGACUGUCCGAUUUCUUUCCCUGAGGAGGAAGUUCGGGAGUGUCUUCGGUUAGAGGCGGCGCAGGCUGAUGCGGAUGAACAGUUGCAGGCGUGUGAGGAUAUUGUUGGGGUGGGGUGUGAAGGGUGGGUGCCGCCUGGGUUGUUUGAGAAAGUCAAGGCGCGUGAGAGGAAGUUUAAGCGGGAGACGUUUGGGGCUGCGGAGACGGGGGAGGAGAGGGGGCGGCUGGAGGAGAAUUGGAUUUUUGAUGACUUUGAUGAGGAGGUGUAUACUUGA